Molecule: messenger RNA, 249 nt
Organism: Knipowitschia caucasica
Lineage: Eukaryota; Metazoa; Chordata; Actinopteri; Gobiiformes; Gobiidae
Source: the annotation of a GenBank genome assembly
AUGGCGGCCCACAUCCAGUGGUUUGGCCGCGGAGGACUCAGCUGGAGCAGCCUGGUGCCCUGGCUUUUGCACUUGCUACGGGGACGGUCCGCCCCGGCUGUCCUGCUCAUCUGCUGCGGCAGCAACGACCUCGGGAAGGUGAAGAGCGUGGACUUGGUCACAGCGAUGAAGCAGGACCUCCACAGGCGGUAUCCAUCAAUGGAGGGACGCCCAGCCGGGGCGGAUCAAUCGGGCAAAAUGUUUUAUUAA